Molecule: messenger RNA, 2634 nt
Organism: Pedinophyceae sp. YPF-701
Lineage: Eukaryota; Viridiplantae; Chlorophyta; Pedinophyceae
Source: the annotation of a GenBank genome assembly
AUGCCGGGCGGGGACGCUGCGAGCCGUCUGCAGAGUCAUCCCGUCGGGUCGAUAAAUGAAGCGGCCUACGACGAAUUCGACGACGGAGAAUACGCGGACGCCGACUUCCAGGAUGGUGCCCCCAGUCCCGGCCGUCGCGCCCUGCAAGGGCCCCUUGGCGACGUCGUCCACCACCUCGGGGCGGCGGCUGCCGGAGUCAAGGGCGGAAUCGAGCGCUUCAAAUCCUCCAAGGCCGGCCAGGCGCUCGCGCCGGCGGGGCGGGCCCUGAGGCCGCUGGGGGCACCGCUGCUGAACACCGCCGUCGUCGGCGCGUCCGUCGCCCUCUGCUUCGUCGCGCCGGGCAAGGCGAAGGUCCUCGGACUCUUCAGCGUCGCCGCAGACCAGGCCCUGCGGCGCGCCCCGCUCGGGGGGUUGCCGCCGCUCGGGAUCCGCAUGAUGAAGGUCCUGCGGAGGUUCUCAGCGCCGAUGCUGACGCUGCUGGCGCUGCGGGUCACCAUGCCCUGGGCGACGCCGUCGCUGUGGCGCAACGUCAAGUACUGGCAGCGGGCUGUCCCCAUCGCCUUCCGCUACGCCCGCGUCGGGCGCGAGGCGCGCGCUCUCCGCGAGGCUGGCGACGAGGACGCCGCGAGGCAGCUCUGGCUCGACGAACACGAGCUGCUGGCCGAGGAAAUCUCCCUGACGCUGCGCGAUAUCAGGGGCUUCUACCUCAAGCUCGGACAGAUGAUCGCGUCGAAGGGCGACAUCCUGCCCGAGGCCUACCCGCGCAACCUGGGCAAGCUGUUCGACCAGAUGCCGUACGAGCCCCUGAAGAAGGUCGAGAAGACGCUGCGGGAGGAGCUCAAGCUGCGGCGCGUGUCGCAGGUCUUCGAGGAGAUCGAGGAGAGCCCUCUCGCCUCGGCCACCGUCGGCCAGGUGCACUGUGCGUGGCUCAGCGACAACAUCAUCGAGGACGAAGACGUCCCGAAGCUCUCCUCCGGACGCGAAGUCGUCGUCAAGGUCCAGCACCGCGGCGCCGAGAAGCAGAUGCGCACGGACCUGCGCAACAUGCGCGUCUUCCUGGAGCUCGCGAACGCGUUCGGGCUCGACUUUGGCUUCGACGGUCUGACGGUGAUCAAGGAGUAUCAGGACGUGGUGCCGGGGGAGUUCGACUUCGAGCGGGAGGCGGACAACAUGCAUUACCUGCGCGAGGAGCUCGCGAAGGACCCGCGCACCGCCGGGCGCGUCGUCGUGCCGCAGCCGGUGAUGCAGCUGUGCACGCGGCGCGUGCUGGUGAUGGAGCGGCUGCACGGGACGCCCGUGCUGGACAUCGCGCCGGGCGGGGUGAAGUCGGCGCCGAAGGGCGUGCGCGAGACGGUGAUGGUGAACGUGAUGCAGGCGUGGGGCGUGAUGAUGUUCAGCGCGGGGGUGUUUUCGACAGACCCCCACCCGGGCAACAUCCUGGUCCUGCCCAACGGCGUCGCGGGCCUGCUCGACUUCGGCCAGGUGAAGGAGCUCAGCGCAGACGACCAGGUCCUCAUCGCGCUCCUCGUCCUCGCCCUCGCGUCGCGCGACGAGGACGCCGUGCUCGACGCCAUUGACAUGGUGGGCCUCGAGCUGUCCAACUGCACGGACGAGUUCCGCGUGGCGAGCGCGUACAUCUUCUUCGACACGCGCAUGGACAUCCCCGAGGCCUUCAUGUCGCCGCACCACGAGGAGGCGGUCGAGUUCCGCGAGACCAAGGUCGACAACCUCCCGCCCGACAUCUUCAUGCUCGUGCGCGUCACGACGAUGCUGCGCGGCAUCCUCGGCUCCCUCGACGUCGACGUGUCGGCCGCCAAGGUGUGGGAGCCCCAGGCGCGCAAGUGCCUCGAGGCGCUCGGCGUGGAGGACGUUCCCCCCUGGGCGGAGCAGCUGCUCGCGGAGCCGGCGAGGCCGCCGCCGCGGUCGCCGAAGAAGGCGGACAGCGGCGAAGUGACGGCGUCGAGCUCGCGCGAGGGCGCGCCGACCGCGGUCAACGACGACGCCGUCCCGACGCCCGAGGAGGUCCGCGCUGCAACGAUUGCGGCGACGGGCCCAAAGGGGGUCCUCGCGGACAACGACAACGAAGACGAGGACCUGAAGGCUCUCCAGGCGAUCCGCGCGGGAUCCGGCGAGGAAGAGAACGAGAGACGGGGCUCGGAGCAGCGGCCAAGUUCGGAAAUUACAUUUGCAGCCGGGCGAUCGCAGGCCAGCUCGCAGGUCGGGACACCGCGCACGGGUUCGCGCGGCGAGGGCCUCGCGGACGCGAGGUCGUCCCCGCCAGCCCCCGCGCCGCCAGCCCCCGCGCCGCCGCCGCCGCCGCCGCCGCCGCCGCCGCCGCCCGCGGGCCGUCGAGAGCCCGCGCGCACCUCCUGCGGCGCCCUCGCCGCUCGUGGUGACCGGCGGCGACGUGGUCAAGUCCCGCUUCUCCGUGUCGUCGACCGGCAAGUGGAGCUCCCCUGGAGCCGGCCCCUCGACCCCGCCUGCGGCCGCGGCGCCCCCCGCUGCCACGUGGAAACCUGCGGAGCGCAGGAUGGAAACGACGCAGACGUGGGCCGCCGGCGGCGCCGCGCAGGUCUGGCGCGCGCCCUCGCCGGCCGGCUCGAUGGCGUCCUCGGGCGGCUGGAAGGCCCCUGA